Molecule: messenger RNA, 3028 nt
Organism: Aedes aegypti (yellow fever mosquito)
Lineage: Eukaryota; Metazoa; Arthropoda; Insecta; Diptera; Culicidae
Product: synaptic vesicle glycoprotein 2B
Exons: 7
Coding region: 325-2298 (657 amino acids)
Biological process (GO): transmembrane transport
Cellular component (GO): membrane
Molecular function (GO): transmembrane transporter activity
Source: RefSeq, a predicted model, not a curated record
CGCUGAUUCGGGCCAGUAAUUUCAAUCGAUAUUUUCGUUUCAAAAUAUGGAGUAGACAAUUUUCGUAUGGUUUUUAUUUCUGCGGGUGAAAUAAGUAGGAAACAAACGCAAUACAUUUUGCUUCAGCAAAACUUUAUCGGGUAACGACACAGUGCCUGUGGAAAGUGAAGUGUGAAAGUGAAAAAGAUUCGGAUUCAUAAAAUGGAAAAGGAAUAAAUUUGUUGGAUAAGGUAACCGUACAGGAACAUAACAUCGAAGAGAACUCAUAAUACAACUGUUCACAUUUCGGUUUUUUGUACGUCCAAAUGAUAUUUCGUGAAUACGAUGUCCGACGAAUCAGAAGAAGCUUGUUUGGUUAGACCCAGAUCACCAUCGCUGUCAGGGGCUCCUGCUGGAACAAUGCAGUAUACACACGGACUUACGGGUUCACAGCUGCAAGCUCAUAACAAUACCAACAACAGUAACCACCAUUCCACCCAUAGUCAAGGGUCGCAUUCAACGGCCCGUGGUUCCCAAUCGGAGUCAGGUGAACUGAUUGAUUACAGUGAUGAUGUUAUCCUUAGCCAAUUCCACGCGGACGCCAUCAAACAAGCGGGUUUUGGAAAAUUUCAAUUGAUUGCUUCCAUUAUAACCGGACUCGGUCUAGCAGGUCAUGCCAUCCAGGUGUACGCAGUGUUUUACAUAAUUCCCUCGGCUGAGGUAGAGUACUGUAUUUUGGACACAGAAAAGAAUUGGCUCGGCUCAAUAACGCUGGUAGGAAUGGCCCUCGGAGCAUUAUUAUGGGGCGGGCUUGCAGGUCGUGCGGGUCGGAGGAAAUCCCUUCUAAGCUGUCUUGCGGUUUGUGGCGUAUUCUCGGUUAUAGCUGCAUUUAUGCCAACCUACGGCCCCUUCAUGAUGGCCAGGUUUUGCGCAGCAGCAGGAAUUGGUGGAGCAUUACCUACAGCAUCCGUGUAUUUGUGCGAAUUGACACCAGUCAAUUUUAGAGCACGGAUUCUAGGUCUCUUGGGGGCAUUUGGAGUAGCAGGAGGUUUGGUUGCCGGGGCGAUUGCUACCAGUACCGUUCCAGCAACUGGGCAAAAGGUGGUGCUAGAAAACAAGGAGCACUUUAGUGCUUGGCAUCGUUAUUUGCUGCUCAGCACACUGCCAACAUUUGCGUCAAUUCUCGGGCUUUUCUGGUUACCUGAAUCACCGCGAUAUUUGUUGGAAAACUCUAGAGAAGUGGAGGCGUUGACUAUAUAUCAGAAAAUAUAUCAAAACAAUCGAACCCGUGGAGGUUAUUCCCUAACUGAACUGGAACUACCUGGCACUAGAACACAUCGCAAUCUACCCACAUCAGUAUUGCAGGAAAUGGCGACAAGUAUUACUCUAUUCUUUGGAAGCUUCUUUCAGCUAUUCAAUGUAGUCAAUUUGAAAAGGACACUGCUACUAUUUGCUGCUUGGACGGCAACCAUCUUCAUAUAUCACGGCUUGACCAUUUAUAUAGCAGAAUAUUCGAAAAGCACGGAAUCGGAAAACUAUUAUCGCAAUACGAUCAACAAAGAUAACAUGUCGUUUGAGAAUGCAGAUUUUAACAAAUCAAUCGAAAACAUAAUUUACACAAAUUGCCGCUUUGUGAACUGCACUUUCAGAAGAAUGUUUAUCAGCCACGUGACUUUUAACAAUUGUACCUUCUUAGACACCGAAUUUACCAACGUGAAAACAAGUCGCACGCAGUUCAAAUUUAGCACUUUGGAAAACGUUGGGCUUAUCGACACGGAUCUAACAGAGCGCCAUUUCGUUGAUUGUGUGAUGAACAACAUAACUACGUUACGGUUAUAUUCAACAUGUGAUCGAGAUUUUGAGUACAACAUCUAUUUGGACGCGUUGUGGAAAUCUCACUUCGGAGCACUGUUGCCUGGCAUGGUUUUUAUGAUACUAGUAGGAGAAGGAUGCCAUCGAUUUGGUCGAAGUAGAACAGCAACACUGUGCUUUGGGUUUGCAAUAAGUUUGACCAUAACUUUUGCGUUCCUGUAUCAUGAUCUCCAGGUUGUUUGGACAGCGGGUUCUGCACAAGGACUCAUGUUGGCUGGGAUUGCAGCAUUGACGUUAUUGGCGAUCGAAAGCUAUACCACCAAUUUAAGAUGUACCGCGGUGGGCUUUUUCGUCUGUGGAGGACAUAUUGGGGCCAUGAUGGGGGCCCCAUUGUACGCAGCGUUUCCGGUGACCUCCUCGAAAGUAGCAGCAAUAAUCUCGACCAUCUUUCUAAGUGUUCCCAUUUCUUCGGCCAUUAUUCUUAAGGACCCAUGCCUGCUCCUAUGAGUGAAACAUCAAACCUUUUCCAUGCAACACCACGAUCUUCAGAGGGCUAUCGAUGUAAGGCUAAAUGCACAUAGCGAAAGCUUGUGUUUCAUAUGAAGUGCAUAGGGUGUGUACAAUGUGCAGGAGAUGGAAGGUGGAGAGGGAUUUUUGUUUGCGAACUGAAUUGUGAUAUUUCCAUUGUUAACUUAUUUUGUCUAUAUUUUACUCUAACCAAGCGCCUAUUUUAUGUAAUUGUUAUAAGUAUAUUAUUUUGCAAAUGAUAAUCAGAGACUUUAAACUUUGCUGUAUACAUCCAUUAUUUCGAGCUUAAUUAGUAAAAGCAUUGUACGAACCCCUCUUGGUAAUUAGUCCUUUAGAAAUCAAAUGAUAGAUUACGAUUAUGAUAGAGAUGAAGAGAUAAUAGCUCGACAGUGAAUAAAUAAUUUGCUCGACAGUUUAAACAGCCGUUACUCAAACUUCACGCUUGAAAAAAGUUUAUACAACUGUUGUUCAUUCAAUUCUGACAUCAAUUAUUGCGUUUUUGACUUCCAACUAUGAAUAGAUCAGUUAUUGCUGGGGUCAGUGAGAAAAAAGGUUGUCGUGGACGACUUCCUUUUUCUAACGAAUGAUUUUUAAUCGGUUUUAUCAAUCUAAACUUACUCGUUAUCUAUGGAAUAAACUGCUCUCCGUAUCGAUGCUUCUGUUCAAAGAACAAAUGCAUUGUACAAGACUCCACAAUUCGUAUGCGUAA